This is a messenger RNA of Mycena citricolor, 1143 nucleotides long. The record is from the annotation of a GenBank genome assembly. Lineage: Eukaryota; Fungi; Basidiomycota; Agaricomycetes; Agaricales; Mycenaceae.
CGCACUCAAUCAACCGCACUCAUGGCGUUCUUCACAAAGACUGGCGCUGCGAAAACCUCUUCUGCCCCCAAACAUGUUGUCGACCCAGCACUGCAGCCGUGGGUUGAGAAAUAUCGGCCAAAGACAAUUGACGACGUCUCAGCCCAGGAGCACACAGUGGCUGUUUUGAGAAAGACACUCUCUUCUACUAAUCUUCCUCACAUGUUGUUUUAUGGACCACCAGGAACGGGAAAAACAUCUACGAUCUUGGCUCUAGCGCGCCAGCUUUUUGGGCCCGAUAAUUUCAAGAAUCGUGUGCUCGAACUCAACGCGUCGGACGAGCGUGGCAUCUCAAUUGUUCGAGACAAGAUCAAGAACUUUGCUCGACAAACCCCUCGCGCGCAAGCUGUUGCCUCUGAUGGCAAGGAAUACCCUUGUCCUCCGUACAAAAUCAUCAUCCUUGAUGAAGCAGAUUCAAUGACACAGGAUGCUCAAGGCGCACUUCGGCGGAUCAUGGAGACGUAUGCAAGGAUAACGCGCUUUUGUUUGGUGUGCAACUACGUGACACGCAUCAUUGAGCCGCUCGCUUCCCGCUGUUCGAAAUUCCGCUUUACACCAUUGGACUCUUCCUCAUCUUCUUCUCGUCUCGUUCACAUCGCCGACACGGAACAUGUUCAGGUCGACGGAGCGGUCAUCGAAGCACUGAUUUCAACAUCAUCGGGAGACCUGCGACGAGCUAUAACGUAUCUCCAGUCGGCGUCCCGACUUGCCACUUCGACUGUUCCACCGACACCUAUCACUGCGACCGACAUUCAGGAAAUUGCAGGCGUUGUCCCGGAUGCUGUCAUCAAUUCAUUUGCAACUGUCUUGGGGAUCGACGUUGGAGAGGACAGGAUGGAAGUCGAUGAGGCGACCAAAUCUCAGCGAGGAUUUGAUGCAAUACAAAAGAAAGUGAAAGAGUUGAUGCGGCAGGGAUACUCUGCCGCCCAGACAUUGAAUCAGUUGCAUGAUCUCAUUGUCCCGCAUCCCACGAUGAGACCAAGACAAAAGUCAAAAUGUGCGCUUGCGAUAGCUGAGGCCGACAAAGCAUUGUGCGAUGGAGCUGACGAGGAACUGUGGAUCUUGGAGGUUGCAUUAAAGAUAGACAAGGCGAUGUCUGCGUGA